UCUUGGCGUCAUUUGGGACUUGGUGGAGUAACAGCGACAGUUACACCUCUAUGGAGCGUGGAGGAAGAGAAAGAGGAGUUUUGGGGGUGAGUUUUAAAGAAAAACUACCAUGAAGGAUAAAAGAAAGUUUCGGGAGAAGGAGAGUUGAUGGUUUUCUUUAUAUGGGAUUUAUUUCUGGGGAAAGUGUGGAACUUUUUUUGUUUUAAAGAACGAUGGAAGUGUCCGUGUGUCUCCUGCUCAUUCUCUCGCUGUCUCUCGCCGGAUGUUUCGACCUGCACCUUUCGGACACUUUACACUCCGGAGCCGUUCUGCUGGAUUUAUCCCUCGGACCGGGUUGGACUUAUACACUAGAAAGGACUUUCACUUCUAAUCCGCUUGUAAAUGUUGUACAAGUGGACCGGCGUGACGGAGCGGUGAGUCUCGUGCGCGAGGUGAAGUGCACGCGCCUGGCGCGGAGUAACCCGGUACCGCUGAGGUUCAGGAUCCAGUCUUUAACGACUCGGGACUCUGUGGUCGCUCACGUCAACGUGUUCGUACACGGACAGGACUGCUUUAUUAAAUACAGGCGAAAGAGCGUGUUUAACGAGCCUGAUGUUCACGUCGAUUACCUUCACAGCCUGGGAAAGACUUCCUGCUUUUCUUCAGGUGCUCGGCUCGUGAACCUCGAGCACUAUGUACCUGCUUUCUCUCGGCGUCACGUGAGGGGGUUUUCGGAGCGCUCGUGCGUGUCGGACGGCUUGAACGUGUUUGUGCGUAAUGGCAGUGUGUUUGCUCGGGAUGAGACCUGUUUGGGACAGAGCACACAGAGGACUGUGACGUGUGUGCUGCACGGCUCUCAAGGAGCUCCAGUGUGUGUGCGCGUGACGCUGAAUUUGGAAACAACACCAAGGCCUGUUGAACAUCAAGCUCAGGAAUGGAAGCUGCGCAGAAGAAGAAGAAGUGUGAAUUCAGCUCCUGCCUUUCAGCUUCCCAACUACCAAGUGUCUGUCCCCGAGAACGAGCCGGCAGGCACACACGUCAUCACGCUCAAAGCUGUGGACACGGACAGCGGGGAAGCUGGCAGGGUAGAGUACAGCAUGGAGGCUUUGUUUGAUAGCCGGUCCAAUGACUUCUUCCGGAUCGACCUUCAGACGGGUAGCAUCGAAACCGAGCAGCCCCUGAACAGGGAGUUCAAGGACACCCAUGUGUUUAAAGUAACAGCCACCGACUUUGGCACCCCUCGGCGUUCUGCUACGUCGUACCUCACCGUCACGGUCAAAGACACCAAUGACCACGGCCCGGUUUUUGAGCAGACCGAAUACAGGGUCAGCAUUCGGGAGAACGUUGAAGUUGGCUUUGAGGUGAUGACGGUGAGGGCCACCGACGAAGACGCGCCUUCCAACGCCAACAUGAUCUAUAAAAUUGUGAACGGCGAUGGCGUGAAUUCCAUCUUUGAGAUUGACUCGCGGAAUGGACUCGUGAGGGUCAGAGUCCGUCCCGAUAGAGAGACCUUGGCGCAAUAUAUGCUCAUCGUAGAGGCAAACGACCAAGGGAAGGACCCAGGACCCCGCAGUGCGACAGCUACAGUUCAUAUAACUGUAGAAGAUGAGAAUGAUAACUCUCCUCAGUUUAGUGAGAAGAGAUAUGUGGUCCAGGUGCCUGAGAAUGUGCCUGUCAACACCCGAGUGGCUCAGGUCAAAGCCACGGACAAAGACGAGGGCAACAACGCCAAAGUUCAUUACAGUAUAAUCAAAGGCAAUGUGAAAGGCCAGUUCUACAUUCACUCUCUGACUGGUGUCAUUGAUGUUAUAAACCCCCUGGAUUAUGAAACACACAGGGACUAUAGUCUCGGUAUUAAGGCCCAGGAUGGAGGCAGACCCCCUCUUAUUAACAGCACUGGACUAGUCAUUGUGCAAGUCAUUGAUAUAAAUGACAAUGCGCCUAUGUUCGUAAGCACUCCUUUCCAGGCGACCAUUUUGGAGAGCGUACCCAUUGGGUAUUCAGUCAUUCAUAUCCAGGCCAUUGACUCAGACUCUGGUGAAAAUGCCCGCUUGGAUUAUCGUCUCACAGACACCUCCCCAGGUUUCCCCUUCACCAUCAACAAUAGCACGGGCUGGAUUACAGCCAGUGCUGCACUGGACAGAGAAACCACAGAGUAUUACACCUUUGGUGUGGAAGCCAGGGACAACGGGAUCCCUGUGAUGUCCUCUUCUGCUAGCGUUAGUAUAACAGUGCUGGAUGUGAAUGACAAUGCACCCACGUUUACUGAGAAGAUCUACUCUCUGAAAAUUAACGAAGAUGCUGUGGUGGGGAGCAGCGUGUUGACAGUGACAGCUGUGGACCAGGACAUCAAUAGCGUAGUGACCUACCAGAUAUCCAGUGGCAACACCCGGAACAGGUUUGCUAUCACCAGUCAAAGUGGAGGUGGUCUCAUCACACUUGCAUUGCCUUUGGAUUACAAGCAGGAACGACAGUACGUUCUGACUAUCACCGCUUCAGACGGCACACUUUACGACACAGCACAGGUCUUCAUCAACGUCACCGAUGCCAACACACACAGACCCGUGUUUCAGAGCGCCAACUACCAGGUACUGUUCAGUGAGGACAAGCCUAUUGGGUCCACCGUUGUGGUAAUCAGUGCUACAGAUGAAGACACGGGUGAGAAUGCGCGUAUAACAUACAUCAUGGAAGACAAAGUCCCGCAGUUUGCGAUCGACUCAGACACAGGUGCCAUCACCACACAGAUGGAGAUCGAUUAUGAAGACCAGGCCUCCUACACUCUGGCUAUUAUCGCUCAUGACAACGGCAUCCCCCAGAAGUCAGACACAACUUAUGUGGAGAUCAUCGUUGAGGAUGCCAACGAUAACGUCCCUCAGUUUAGCCGAGAGAAGUACCAGGGUACAGUGUUCGAAGAUGCACCUCAGUUCACCAGCGUCCUCCAGAUCUCCGCCUCAGACAAGGAUUCUGGAUCUAAUGGGAGGGUAAGCUACACCUUCCUGGGUGGUGAUGAUGGAGAAGGAGACUUUUUUAUUGAACAGUUUUCAGGAAUCAUCAGAACGAACCGGAAACUGGACAGGGAAAACAUUCCAGUCUACAACCUAAAAGCCUAUGCAGUAGAUAGAGGAAUUCCUCCCCUCAAAGCAGCAGUGGAGAUCCAGGUGUCUGUGCUAGACAUUAACGACAACGCGCCCGUGUUUGAGGAGGAUGAGCUGUAUAUCGAUGUCAAGGAAAACAGCCCGAUAGAUUCUGUGGUGGCACGGAUAACUGCCAAAGACCCAGAUGAAGGAACUAACGCUCAAAUCAUGUACCAAAUAGUGGAAGGAAACAUCCCCGAGGUAUUCGACUUGGAUAUCUUUACUGGAGAUCUAAAAGCGCUCACGGAUUUAGACUACGAGACAAAGACAGAGUACGUUAUAGUAGUACAGGCCACGUCUGCCCCGCUAGUCAGCAGGGCGACUGUCCACAUCCGUUUGGUCGAUGUCAACGACAACGAGCCCGUCCUGCAGAAUUUUGAGAUUAUCUUUAAUAACUAUAUCACUAAUAAAUCCAACAGUUUUCCUGCUGGGGUUAUAGGGAAGGUACCAGCGCAUGACCCGGACGUGUCCGAUAAACUUAAGUAUAGCUUUGUGGAAGGGAAUGACUUAAGUCUGCUCAUUCUAAAUCCGGAUACCGGAGAGCUAAAACUUAGCCGAGACCUGGACAAUAACAGACCACUGGAGGCCGCCAUGAAAGUAUCUGUCACAGAUGGACUCCACCGAGUGACAGCACUCUGCACGCUCCGUGUGACCAUCAUCACAGACGACAUGCUGACUAAUAGCAUCACGGUGCGCUUGGAGAACAUGUCCCAGGAACGCUUCCUGUCGCCACUGCUGGGCCUGUUCACCGAGGGCGUGGCCGCUGUUCUGUCAACCAGCCGUGACGGUGUCUUCAUCUUUAACGUGCAGAAUGACAGCGAUGUCAGUGGCAGCAUUCUCAAUGUAACCUUUUCUGCCCUGCUUCCUGGUGGCACCCCCGGCCGCUACUUUCCCUCGGAGGAGCUUCAGGAGCAAAUCUACCUGAACCGCACUCUGCUGCGCCACAUCUCGAGCCAGAGCGUGCUGCCCUUUGAUGACAACAUCUGCCUGCGCGAACCCUGUGAGAACUACAUGAAGUGCGUAUCAGUGCUGAAGUUUGACAGCUCGCCGCCAUUCAUCGCCUCCGACACCAUGUUGUUUCGACCCAUCCACCCAAUCAAUGGGCUGCGGUGUCGCUGCCCGGCUGGUUUCACAGGAGACUACUGCGAGACAGAGAUCGACCUGUGCUACUCAGGGCCAUGUCGCAACAACGGCCGCUGCAGGAGUCGAGAAGGUGGCUACACCUGCGAGUGUCUGGAGGACUUCACUGGUGAGCACUGUGAGGUCAAUGCCCGCUCGGGCCGCUGCAUCCCAGGCGUAUGUAAGAACGGAGGGAAGUGUGUGGACCUGCUGGUGGGCGGCUUCGUCUGCCAGUGUCCAUCCGGCGAGUACGAGAAGCCCUACUGUGAGAUGACCACGCGCAGUUUCCCAGGACAGUCCUUUAUCACCUUCCGGGGCCUGAGGCAGAGGUUCCACUUCACCGUCUCUUUUAUGUUUGCUACACGAGAGAGAAACGCCCUGCUUCUUUACAACGGCCGCUUUAACGAGAAGCACGACUUCAUCGCUGUGGAGAUUAUCGAGGAGCAGAUCCAGCUCACUUUCUCAGCAGGAGAGUCUAAAACGACUGUGGCACCCUCUGUACCAGGUGGAGUUAGUGAUGGCCAGUGGCACUCUGUUCAACUCCACUACUACAACAAGGACAGCCUGCACCUGCUGGACGCCAGUGGGGUGCUGCGUGUCCCGCUCUAUACAGCCUGGCUGGAGCUCACCCAUAAGGAGCCUAACAUCGGGCGCCUGGGGGUCCCGAAUGGUCCUUCGGGGGAGAAGGUGGCGGUGGUAGCAGUGGAUGACUGUGAUAUUGCCAUGGCAGUGCGCUUUGGGAGUCAAAUCGGGAACUACUCCUGCGCAGCACAGGGCACACAGACGGGCCAAAAGAAGUCAUUGGACCUGACCGGCCCUCUGCUGCUGGGUGGUGUCCCCAACCUACCGGAGGAUUUCCCUGUGAGAAACCGAGACUUUGUGGGCUGCAUGAGGAACUUAACCAUCGACAGCAAGCCCACAGACAUGGCCAACUUCAUCGCCAAUAACGGCACCACAGCAGGCUGUCCCGCAAAGAGGAAUUUUUGCAAAGAGGGCCUGUGUCAGUACGGAGGUCAGUGUGAGAACAAGUGGAACACCUACUCCUGCGACUGUCCUAAUGGCCGCGGAGGCAAGAACUGUGAACAAAUGAUGCCCUCACCACAAUACUUUGACGGACAUGCCAUGGUGUCAUGGAGCGAUCACGAUAUCACUGUAGCGGUGCCCUGGUACAUCGGCUUGAUGUUCCGAACUAGACAGAGCAGCACCACUGCCACCUUAAUGCAGGCCAACGCUGGCCCUGCUUCCCAAAUCAAUCUGCAAGUGGUGAACAGGCAGGUGCAGAUGGUGGUGUUGCUGCGGGCGGAGCGUGUUGCGCUGCUCGAGUUUCCCGAGGUCAGAGUGAAUGACGGAGAGUGGCACCACCUUCUCGUGGAGAUCACCAGCAGCAAAGAAGGCAAAGACACCAAGUACUUGGCCCAAGUGUCUCUCGAUUAUGACAUGUUUAAGAGGUCAGUGGAAAUCGGUAACGAGCUCCCGGGACUGAAGAUAAGGAGUUUGUACAUUGGGGGCCUUCAGGGUGAAAACAACAACGUCCUGCAGGGCUUUCAGGGCUGCAUACAGGGUGUGAGGAUGGGAGAGACCUCGACCAACACAGGCAACGUCAACAUGCAGCAAGGUCUGAAGAUCCGCGUAGAGGAGGGCUGUGACCUUGCCGACCCCUGCGAUUCCAACAUCUGUCCUGAGAACAGCCACUGCAUGGACGAGUGGAGCGCGCACACCUGUGUUUGUGACCCCGGCUUUUUCGGGAAAGAGUGCGUACACGCUUGCAAGCUGAACCCAUGUGAGCAUGUGUCCACCUGUAUGCAGAAGCCGAGCUCGUCUCACGGCUACACAUGCGAGUGCGGUCAGAACUACUACGGCCAGUACUGUGAGAACAAGAUGGAGAAACCAUGUCCAAAAGGCUGGUGGGGAAGCCCAGUGUGUGGCCCAUGCAACUGUGAUGUCAGCAAAGGCUUUAACCCGGACUGCAACAAGACCACUGGAGAGUGUCGCUGCAAGGAUAACUACUACCGCCCCAAAGACAGCGACACCUGUUACCCAUGUGACUGCUUCUUCCCUGGUGCUAGCUCCCGAACCUGUGACCCACAGACUGGCCAGUGCCCGUGCAAGGCUGGUGUGAUUGGGCGACAGUGCAACCUAUGUGAUAACCCCUUUGCUGAAGUGACCAACACCGGCUGUGAGGUUGUUUACGAAGGCUGCCCCAAGGCUUUCGAUGCUGGAAUCUGGUGGCCAAGAACCAGUUUUGGCCGUCCAGUUGCUAUGAACUGUCCUAAGGGAUCUAUUGGCACCGCCGUGAGACACUGCAACGAUGAGAAAGGCUGGCUGCCUGCUGAGCUCUUCAACUGCACCACCAUCACCUUCUCCCAGCUCAAGAAACUGAACGACGAGAUGCAUCGCAACGAGUCCCAAAUGGAUGGAGAGAAAUCUAAGGACAUUGCUCUCAUGCUCUAUAAUGCUACCAGCCAGACCGAAUCUUUCUAUGGCAACGAUGUGAAGACGGCAUUCCAGCUGAUCUCCCGUGUUCUGCAGUUCGAGAGCCAACAGCAGGGCUUUGACCUCGCGGCUAUGCGUGACGCCUCCUUCAACGAGAACAUCGUAAAGGCAGGCAGUGCCAUCUUGGACCCCAGCAAUAAGGAGCACUGGGAUCACAUCCAGAGGACUGAUGGUGGGACAGCACACCUGCUCAGUCAUUUUGAGGAUUACACCACCACUGUGGCUCGCAACAUGAGGAAGACCUACCUGAAACCCUUCAUCAUCGUAACAGACAAUAUGAUUAUGGCAGUGGAUUAUCUGGACUUUUCCACUCCAGAUGAUGUAAAGAUGCCACCUUUCCAAAAGAUUAAAGAGGAAUAUCCCAAAGACCUGCAGUCCUCAGUCCUGUUUCCGGAGUUUACAGUGAAAUCCUCUCAGAACAGGGUCGUUCCAACCGAUGAGCCAGCAUCUCAGACCCAGUCUACUGAGGAAGACCAUACUCAGGAUGAGAGGAGGAAGAGGGAAGCUGAAAGCCCUCCUCAGUUCCCUGUGGCUGCUGUUAUCGUGUACCGAACACUGGGGCAGCUGCUGCCUGAGCACUAUGACCCUGAUCGACGCAGCCUCAGGCUUCCCAAUCGGCCCACCAUCAACACACCCAUCAUCAGCACUACAGUGCACAGUGAAGGCCAACCUCUGUCCAUGCCGCUGGAACAGCCCAUCACACUCGACUACACUCUGCUGGAGACAGAGGAGAGGUCCAAGCCUGUGUGUGUGUUCUGGAACCACUCCAUCACGAUUGGAGGGACGGGAGGUUGGUCUUCGAAAGGCUGUGAGCUCACCUUCAGAAACAAAACCCAUAUUAGCUGCCAGUGCAACCAUAUGACCAGUUUCGCCGUGCUCAUGGACAUCUCCAAAAGAGAGCAUGGAGAUGUGUUGCCACUAAAGAUAGUCACAUAUGCCACAGUUUCUGCCUCAUUGCUGGCUUUGCUGAUCACCUUCAUCCUGCUGGCCAUCCUGCAGAAGCUCCGCUCCAACCUGCACAGCAUCCACAAGAACCUUGUGGCAGCGCUCUUCUUCUCCGAGCUCGUCUUCCUCAUCGGCAUUAACCAGACAGACAACCCGUUUGUGUGUACAGUGAUUGCAAUCCUGCUGCACUUCUUCUACAUGUGCACAUUUGCCUGGAUGUUUGUGGAAGGCCUGCACAUUUACCGCAUGCUCACAGAGAUGCGCAACAUCAACCACGGUCACAUGCGCUUUUACUAUGCCAUCGGGUGGGGCAUCCCUGCUAUCAUCACAGGUCUAGCUGUUGGGUUAGAUCCACAGGGCUAUGGCAACCCAGAUUUUUGCUGGCUAUCAGUCCAUGACACACUGAUCUGGAGCUUCGCUGGGCCCAUCGCCGUUGUCGUGCUGGUGAACAUAGUGAUUUUCGUGCUGGCGGCCAAGGCAUCGUGCGGACGCAGGCGCAGAAGCUUCGAGAAGUCUGGAGCCAUUCCUGCACUGCGGAUGGCCUUCCUGCUCUUGCUGCUCAUCAGUGCUACCUGGCUGUUGGGCCUCAUGGCUGUUAACAGUGAUGUCAUGCUCUUCCACUACCUGUUUGCCAUUUUCAGCUGUUUACAGGGCAUUUUCAUUUUCCUUUUCCACUGUGUGUUAAGUAAAGAAGUGAGAAAGAAUCUGAAGCUGGUGUUCACAGGGAAGAAGCCAGUGCCAGAAGAGUCGACUACGACGCGUGCUUCUCUGCUGACUCGCUCUCUGAACUGCAACAACACAUACACAGAGGAUGGCACAAUCUUCCGCUCAGCAAUCGGAGAGUCCACCGUGUCUCUGGAGAGCACCAUCAGGUCAGCCAAGAGCCACAGCGGCUACCUCGCUUACUCUUUCAGAGAUGACCAGAAGCCCAGUGUCUCCACAGGAACAGCUAAAGCUGGACACGCAGACCUUGAUGGCUCGUUGUUCCACCGCAACGGCACUAAGGCAGACGACUCGGACUCGGACAGCGAGCUUUCUGCGGAUGAGCACAGCAGCUCCUACGCCUCGUCCCACUCCUCCGACAGUGAGGAUGAUGAUGAUGAUGAAGUCCACAUGAAGCCCAAGUGGAACAACGAGCGGCAGCCACUACACAGCACUCCAAAAGUGGACUCAGUGGCGAAUCACAUGAAGCCUUACUGGCCCGCUGAGGCCGCAACAGCGAGUGACAGUGAGGAGGCAGGAGGGGCGGAGAGGCUGAGGGUGGAGACUAAAGUGAAUGUGGAGCUCCAUCAGGAGAACAAGCUGAACCACAUAGGAGAAUCACUGCAGGAUAAGGACUCCACAAGCAAAGAUGGAGGAACUACCAACCAGACAAACAGCAACCACCAGCCAGAACAGAGGAAGGGCAUUCUGAAGAACAAGAUCACAUAUCCUCCACCACUUUCAGACAAGAACAUGAAGAACAAACUGAGAGAGAAACUUUCAGACUACAACCCUCCUACCAUCUCCUCACGCACGCCGUCUGUAACUUCCAAUGACGGAGUUAACAGUCACAACGUCCUCAUCAAAACCCCCCACCGUGUCCUGCCUUCCAGAGAGCUGCAGAACGGAGUGGUGCUGAACAUCAACGGCGGCAACCAGUCAGACUCCGACGGCAGUAACGAAACCUCAAUCUGACCCAGCAGGAAGCCAGAGGAGUCUCUCCCUGCGUAACAGCAGCUGUCCUCAUGAUAGAGAUGAGAAGAGGAGCGGAGAGAAGGAUGACAUGCUUUAUGGACCACCUGGCCUCUCUUUCCUGACCUCUUUAUCUCCUACACUCCAGUGGAGAACAGUAUUACUGCAGACUUCUGCCUGCGUGGGACAGAAAUAUAAAUGAUAAGAAGGGAAUGUAUGAAACUGAGCUCGAGGGGGAUACGCACCGUGCCAAACUGCUGCAAGAACUGGAAACUACAUCCCCCAUAAUGCAUAAUAGAGCUGUGUGUAACAAGUGAUUCGAGCUGAAAACUGCAGGAUGUGAUAAAGGAUGUUAUCACUAGUACUUAUUGGAACUGAAUGAGUGGGAAAGAGUCACAUGAGACCUGUGUGAUAAAAAAAGACAUUUUAAUUAAUGCAAAUAUGAGCUGCAUUUUUCACCAAGUGCCCUAGUUUGUUCGUCUGUCCUCCGAGAGGAGUUUCUUUUUUUUUUUUUUGUAAUUAUGUAGAUACUGGUGAAAUGACUAUUUUGUAUAUGGACUGUUUCUUGUGAGUUUUCAGGCACAUUUUUAUACUGAUUUUUUUUUUUUUUUUUUAAAGAUAACAUACAAGUCUAGAGAUUAUCCUGUGCAAAAUCACAAAGCUGUGAUCUGUACUCAAUUCAAAUUAACAAAGUUAACUUUUGGGUCACUCUGGUGCCUUAGAGUAGAUUACAAGAUGGCACACUUCAUUUCACCGUCUUCCGGCGCACACUUCCCUCAAUAAAUAAAAAAGAAAGAUGCGAUAUUUUUUUUUUUAUAAAAGAGUAAAUUAUGAAAUGUGAAGAGGUUAUAAGUACUCUGUGAUUUCUUAAAAUGAAAAAUGAAUGUUGUUUGCCAUGUUUUUUUUUUUUAGGAAACCUUUUACCUGAGCAUGAGAGGACUGCAAUAUAAGAAAACACUGUGCUCUUAGUGCUGGCUUUCUGUUUGUUUCCCAUUCUGUCAUAACCACUCCAGUGUUUGAACCUGUCCCGAACAAAAUGUCGCUUAUGUUUUCACACUUUUCCAUUAGACACUGGAAUUCUUGUAAAAUGUGUAUAUUUAUUUUAUAUGGUUUUGAGACACUGGACGAUGAUUGCAGCUAUAAAAUUAAAACUUAUUUGGAAUUUUC
Messenger RNA from Ictalurus punctatus (channel catfish), 10511 nucleotides. It is a transcript of the gene celsr1a, whose product is annotated as cadherin EGF LAG seven-pass G-type receptor 1a. Gene Ontology annotation, molecular function: calcium ion binding; G protein-coupled receptor activity. Gene Ontology annotation, cellular component: plasma membrane. The coding region runs from base 213 to 9347 and encodes 3044 amino acids. The transcript has 36 exons. NCBI's taxonomy places the organism in Eukaryota, Metazoa, Chordata, Actinopteri, Siluriformes, Ictaluridae. The record is from RefSeq and is a predicted model, not a curated record. Gene Ontology annotation, biological process: homophilic cell-cell adhesion; G protein-coupled receptor signaling pathway; cell surface receptor signaling pathway.